Molecule: messenger RNA, 4151 nt
Organism: Oncorhynchus masou masou (cherry salmon)
Lineage: Eukaryota; Metazoa; Chordata; Actinopteri; Salmoniformes; Salmonidae
Product: gastrula zinc finger protein XlCGF17.1-like
Exons: 1
Coding region: 89-1111 (340 amino acids)
Biological process (GO): regulation of transcription by RNA polymerase II
Cellular component (GO): chromosome
Molecular function (GO): chromatin insulator sequence binding
Source: RefSeq, a predicted model, not a curated record
UCAACUGGGCAACUUAAAAAACCAUGAACAUAUACACACAGGAGAGAAGCCUUACUCCUGCUCUGACUGUGGAAAUAGGUUCUCUCUAAUGGGUACCUUAAAACAACAUGAACGUAUACACACAGGAGAGAAGCCUUACUCAUGUUCUGAAUGUGGAAAAUGCUUCAAAACAUCAUCAUCACUAAAAAGUCAUCAGAGAACACACACAGAAGAGAAGCCUUACUCCUGCUCUGACUGUGGAAAGAGGUUCUCUCUAUUGGGUACCUUAAAACAACAUGAACAUAUACACAAAGGAGAUAAGCCUUACUCAUGUUCUGAAUGUGCAAAAUGCUUCAAAACGUCAACAUCACUAAAAAUUCAUCAGAGAACACACACAGGAGAGAAGCCUUACUCAUGUUCUGAAUGUGGAAAAUGCUUCAGUACAUCAACAUCACUAAAAAUUCAUCAGAGAACACACACCGGAGAGAAGCCUUACUCCUGCUCUGCAUGUGGGGCGAGUUUCUCUGGACUGGGCCACUUAAAAAAACAUGAACAUAUACACACAGGAGAGAAACCUUACUCAUGUUCUGAAUGUGCAAAAUGCUUCAAUACAUCAACAUCACUAAAAAUUCAUCAGAGAACACACACAGGAGAGAAGCCUUACUCCUGCUCUGCAUGUGGGGUGAGUUUCUCUCGACUGGGCGACUUAAAAAACCAUGAACGUAUACACACAGGAGAGAAGCCUUACUCCUGCUCUGACUGUGGAAAGAGGUUCUCUCUAUUGGGUACCUUAAAACAACAUGAACAUAUACACAAAGGAGAUAAGCCUUACCCCUGCUCUGACUGUGGAAAGAGUUUCUUUCACCUGGGUACCUUAAAACAACAUGAACGUAUACACAAAUUAGAGAAGCCUUACUCCUGCUCUGGCUGUGGAAAGAGAUUCUCUCACCUGGGAUACUUAAUAAGCCAUGAACGUAUACACAAAAGAGAGAAGCCUUACUCCUUUUCUGACUGUGGGGCAAGUUUCUCUCGUCCGGACACCUUAAAACGAUCUGAACAUAUACACACACUGGAGAGAAGCCUUAGUCCUGCUCCGACUGUGGAAAGUGUUUCUCUUGAAUGUGCCAUUUAAAAAGACACCAAAGGAAACACGAGAGGAGCCUUACCACUGAUCUGACUGUAGAAAAUGUUAAAACACCAGCUGAGCUUAAAGGUCAUUAGAGAAAAGACAAAAGGAGAUAAGCCUUAUUUCCGCUCUCAAUGUGGCAAGAGUUUUUCCCAAUUGGGCAAUGUAAAAACACCAACGGAUACACACUUGAGAGAAGCCUUAUCACUGCACUGACUGUGGGAAGAGAUUCUACAGAUUGGGCCAAUUAAAAAGACACCAAUGUACACAUAAAGGAGAGAAACCUCAUCAGUUUUCUCAGACCAGCGAAGAUUGGACACUCCACUUAAUUCUCAUGUCAUUAAAUAAUUGGCAACGUUGAAUUGGAUCAAAUGAAGAAAGUGUAGAACACUGUUGUAAUCCUAUAGUUUCUCACUGUGAGAGAACAAUGCAGAGGAAAUGGAGUGUUAUAGAAUGUUAGCCUCUCUUUACUGAUCAGUGUGCACCUUGUCAGUUUUGGUGUGUUUUGUCAGCUUCUACUGUAAAGAUAUUGAGGUUACCUUGAAUUUGCUUUUAGGGUUGAAUAUCCUCUGUGAGGCGUCUCACAAUGGAGUCUGAUGGGUGACUGGGUGGUACUGCUUCCCUCUGCAGGUUUCUGUGGGAAUGAGCUAGUAGACACAACACACUGAUUUUGCAAAACAUUAAGGAUACCUGCUCUUUUCAUGACAUAGAUUGACCAGGUGAACCCAGGUGAAAACUAUAAUCCUUAAUGAUAUACAGUGGGGCAAAAAAGUAUUUAGUCAGCCACCAAUUGUGCAAGUUCUCCCACUUAAAAAGAUGAGAGGCCUGUAAUGUUCAUCAUAGGUACACUUCAACUAUGACAGACAAAAUUAAAAGAAAAAAAUCCAGAAAAUCACUUUGUAGGAUUUUUUAUGAAUUUAUUUGCAAAUUAUGGUGGAAAAUAAGUAUUUGGUCACCUACAAACAAACAAGAUUUCUGGCUCUCACAGACCUGUAACUUCUUCUUUAAGAGGCUCCUCUGUCUUCCACUCGUUACCUGUAUUAAUGACACCUGUUUGAACUUGUUAUCAGUAUAAAAGACACCUGUCCACAACUUCAAACAGUCACACUCCAAACUCCACUAUGGCCAAGACCAAAGAGCUGUCAAAGGACACCAGAAACAAAAGUGUAGACCUGCACCAGGCUGGGAAGACUGAAUCUGCAAUAGGUAAGCAGCUUGGUUUGAAGAAAUCAACUGUGGGAGCAAUUAUUAGGAAAUGGAAGACAUACAAGACCACUGAUAAUCUCCCUCGAUCUGGGGCUCCACGCAAGAUCUCACCCCGUGGGGUCAAAAUGAUCACAAGAACGGUGAGCAAAAAUCCCAGAACCACACGAGGGGACCUAGUGAAUGACCUGCAGAGAGCUGGGACCAAAGUAACAAAGUCUACCAUCAGCAACGGCAUUGAAGAUGAAACGUGGCUGGGUCUUUCAGCAUGACAAUGAUCCCAAACACACCGCCCGGGCAACGAAGGAGUGGCUUCGUAAGAAGCAUUUCAAGGUCCCGGAGUGGCCUAGCCAGUCUCCAGAUCUCAACCCCAUAGAAAAUCUUUGGAGGGAGUUGAAAGUCUGUGUUGCCCAGCAACAGCCCCAACGCAUCACUGCUCUAGAGGAGAUCUGCAUGGAGGAAUGGGCCAAAAUACCAGCAACAGUGUGUGAAAACCUUGUGAAGACUUACAGAAAACAUUUGACCUCUGUCAUUGCCAACAAAGGGUAUAUAACAAAGUAUUGAGAUAAACUUUUGUUAUUGACCAAAUACUUAUUUUCCACCAUAAUAUGCAAAUAAAUUCAUAAAAAAUCCUACAAUGUGAUUUUCUGGAUUUUUUUUUCUUUCAUUUUGUCUGUCAUAGUUGAAGUGUACUUAUGAUGAAAAUUACAGGCCUCAUCUUUUUAAGUGGGAGAACUUGCACAAUUGGUGGCUGACUAAAUACUUUUUUGCCCCACUGUAGUUGUUGUUGUAUUUAUUUUGGAUCCCCAUUAGCUUUCAGUAGAAAACAAGAUACUGCAGUUGCAGUGGGCUAAGGAAUGAAAACACUGGAGAAUUUUAAAAACAUUGCCUGGUCUGAUGAAUCCCUGUUCCUGCUGUUUCACGCUGAUGGGAGGAAACCACGAGUACAACAUUGCAGGCUGGUGGUGGUGGUAUGAUGAUGUGUUUUCAUGCCACAUAUUGGGCCCCUUGAUAAAAGUGGAGCAACGUUUGUGUAAAAAUCAUUGCCAAUCAGGUGCAUCCCUUCAUGGUGGCCAGGAAUGAUUCCAAGAACAUGACAGGGAAUUCAGCUUACUGCAGUGGCCUGCCGAGUCACCAGAUCUCAAUCCAAUUGUGCAUCUGUGGGAGGACAUGGAAGGAGCUAUUCAGAGUAGAUCCACUCCCAGCCAACUUGACACAAUUGUGGGAAGCAUUGGAGUCAACAUGGGCCAGCAUCCCUGUGGAAUGUUCUCAACACCUUGGAGAGUCCAUACCCCGACUAUUGAGGCUGCUCUGAGGACAAAAGGAGGUAUAACUCAAUAUUAGGAAGCCAUUCCUAAUGUUUUGUGCACUCAGUGUAUAUCAGAUAAGAUGUUGUGGUGAUCAGUUUUCAGCAUUAGUUUGGGUGGAUUAUUUUAUAUUACUAAACAAUUUUGUUUAAUGAUAAACAGGCUAUGAGUCGAAUACUUGUGUUUAUUAAUUUGUCUUUUAAUACUAGAUUUGUUAUUUUAGUUAUUGAUGAUGAAUGUAUUUGAAUAACUGUAUUGAAGUUAAUUGAUCUGGCAGGUAGCCAGCGGUUAAGAGUGUUGGGCCAGUAACUGAAAGGUUGCUGGUUUGAAUCCCGAGCCGACUAGGUGAAAAAUCUGUCAUUGUGUCCUUGAGCAAGCCAAUUAACUCUUAUUUGUCCUGUAAGUCUCUCUGGAUAAAAACAUCUGCUAAAUGACAAGAAUGCAAUGAAAAAUGUUUGUACAUGAAUUCAUGCUGGGCAGCCACUUUUUUCUGAUGUGUAUAAUUAAAUGAAAUAAACUUCACCAUAGCCCUUUGA